CUAUAGACAGGUUGAGACAGGUAUAUACUGAUGACUGAGAUGUGCGCAGAGCGCAAAUAAAAACGGGAAAUUGUAUAUUGUUCAAUUUCUUUAUUGCGAUAAAACUAAGUAAAUUGUUUGUUAUUCAUGAAAAUAAGUAUUUAAUUAAAGUACAUAAAAUGGUUUUUAAAUUAGUGCGUGUCGACAGUACAGACCCAUGUAAAAUAAAAUUGCCGGUGGGAAAACAUGAUAUUGGGAGAGGCAAAUUUCUUUUCGAAAAUGAAUAUGACAACAAGGUCUCUAGGAACCAUGCAGAACUAUUGGUUACAGAUGAUGAGGUCACAUUGACUGCGUUACAUUCCAACCCAUGUUUUUAUAUGAAAAAGCAGCACAAAAGUGUCCAAGUCUUGAACAAAGACUCAUGCAUUGUGUUGGGUUGUGGUGACAAAUUUGGCAUUUUACCACAUAUCUACUGGUACGAGCUGAUAUUCUGUUCCCAACUGCCAGAGGAUGCUGAAAGUGCCAAAGAUAAUAAGAAGGAAGGGGAAUCAGUGGAGAAAGAGGCUGACAACGAGGAUUUGUCAAAGGAGGUUAAUUUUGAACCAAAUGAAACAAAAGCGCAGGAAGGGGGACAGUCAUCGCCUUCCACACUUGAAAGAGAUUCACCAACACAAUUAUAUGAAUGGAGGAAAUCACCUUCGCAUGAUUGUGAGGAAAAAGCCGAAGACCAGGAUGAGAAAGCACAGUCUCCGUUAAAGCGGCCCAUAAGCCCAAACAAUGGAGAUGGUGAAGAAAUCAAAAAGGUCAAAACUGACGAUGAUAAUGCUGACGAGGCUGGACCCAGUAAUGGAGUAAGGCGUCGACAAGUGACGACAAGGACGAUAAUGGACCAGUGCGCGAGAGGUGCAUGUAUGGAGCUAGCUGUUAUAGGAAGAACCUGCAGCACAGGGCGCAGUACUCGCACCCGGCGGACGCGGACUGGCCGGCGGCCGAGCGGCGCGCGUGCGCGUUCGGCGCGGCGUGCCGGCGCCGCGACCCGCGCCACCGCCGCGACUGCGCGCACCCGCCCGCGCCCCCGCCUCGGGACGCGCCGCUGCAGCGCGACGGACGAGGUAGGCAAUUUGUCGAGCGCUAUGGAAACAUAUUCUACAUAAACGCACACACUGUCAACUUCUACGACGAUCACUUCCAAGUCGAGGACUCUGAUGGCGACAGCGUCGACUACGAUUAUGAAUUUUGAGCUUAAAAACACCCGAGAAUAUGGUAUAAUUUGCGUUACAUUAUGAAGAUUUAUAUUAUUUUUAAUCAGGUGAGAAAAAGAAAAAGAAACUCGACGAUUCGUCAUCGUUGAUAGUGACGACCAAAAGACAGCGUAAGACAGUGAAAAUGCAUGCGUGGAGUGAUGACUCGGAGGUCGAGCAGGAUCCUUACGCGACUGAUGAGUCGGACGAGUGGCAGCCAUCCAGCGACUUCACGGAUACGCAGGCGUACACGUCUGAUUGAAAUUAAUGUGGAGCGGCUCGUGAUAUUUGUAAAUUUACUAUAGUCUCACUAUUACUGGUCUUCCUUGUGAUAUACUCAUGGCGAGGGUAGGGUAAACUAUAAAUUUAUUUACAACAUUCGUAGCUCCCCCUUAUUGCCUAACUGCCUUUUUUUAAUAAACAACCAGAAUUACUUUUUUCGGUCUAUCUCAAAAAUGGACCAAUCAGAAUAGCUUUUUUGACACGCCUACAAAAAAAUAAUGUUGAUUGGUUCAUUCUAAGUAUCGGAUAGAAGAUUGAGAUAGGCAUAGAUUUUUAAAAAAUUGGUCGUGAACUAACAGUUGACUAGUAAUUGUGCAUGGACUAUAAAAUAUAUUUUUGUCGAAAUUAUAUGGUAAGACCAAUUUAUUUCAAAAAGUGUGUUUCAAAAAGGCCCGUCAGUGUAACUAGUUGUAUAACCAAAGACAGAACUCUUGGUGUCUUUCUGAGUAGUGAACCAAUGAAUUGCUGGAGUAUAAUUGUGAACGUAUAUUAUGUACCUUUAAUAUGUUAAGAAUAUUAGGAAUGCAACGAGUCGGCCAUUACUGUAUGCAAUUAUUUUUUAUAUUUUUUGUACAAUAAUAACUUUGUCGCCUUUAUAAUUUGAAUGGGCUUUAUGGGCGCAUUUACGUACUAUUGGUGUUAAUUAGAAUUAAAACAUGAACAAGCCGUGGCUCGGCGAACAAAGUUUACUAUAAUUGAAGUUAUUAAAGAUUUAUUUAUGUUAUUUCCAAUUUAUUUUAUAGCUUUCAUAUAUAUUUUUUAAUAAUUAAAAUUGUACUUCAAGUAUUGGCUAUAUUUGAAGUAUAAUAUUACUAAUGCAGAUCAAAUAUAUUAAUUAAGCAUUUUGUAGGAGGGUAAGACAGAAUUCUUUUGACUUGGGCCAUUCUAUUGAAUCGCUUGUAGCACAAGCUGAUGCUAAAAUAAUGUCCUGCCGUGGCUUGGUAUAUUACUAGAGGCCUUUUACUUGUUGCAUCCCUAUUGAAAAUCUAAGAUACGUGAUCACGCGACCUAAGCCGCGUCUUUUAGCUAGUAAUUUAUAAUUGUUAGUUAUGCCUACUUAUCCAAUUCACUAUUUUAGCUGAAUUAGCGAAAUAAGUCGUUUAUGUGGAACGAAACACUUGUUUGCGAUAUUUAUGACAUGUAAAAGUUGUAUGGUAUCUUUGUAGGGUUUGUUUGGUGUUUGUAUCAUUGUUGAAUGUUGAAAUUACUUUUAGACAGUCCGUUUAUUUUCAGCUGCAAUCAAAGCAAAAGUAUAGCUUCAUUACGUCCUCUAUUACAACGACUAAUUUCACUAAUUUCGCUUUUUUAUUAUUGUAAGGUUUACAAACAGAUAAAUGUUAUAAUUUCUGAAUGAAAAUAUUGUGGCAUCGGGAAAGUUUGUCCAAUUUGGUAGUAAUUCAAAUAAUAUAGUACAUGUGUUGCUUUCAAACACUUUAUUUCCAUCCAGCAUCUAAGCUGCAUUUUAGAGCAGCAAAAAAUAGUAAGGCAAAUAAACACAUAUUUUAUGAAAGCUAAUGCUGAUUGCAAUUACUACUAUGAAAUACGUAUGUAAAUCAGUUCAAUUGAUGCCUGGAAAUAAGUUUGUUACAAAACUCAAAACAGAAUCUUGUUCAUGCUUUAUAUGUGCUUGGAAAUCCCAAACCCUAACGGCCAGUAAUUGGAAUCCAACUUGCUGUAUUUUGUCUUAAGAACUCAUCAUUUCAAAUAGAAAACUGGAUGUUGAUUAAUGAAUAAAUUGAAUAUAUUAAAAA
This is a messenger RNA of Manduca sexta (tobacco hornworm), 3253 nucleotides long. Its product is annotated as aprataxin and PNK-like factor. Gene Ontology annotation, biological process: double-strand break repair. Gene Ontology annotation, cellular component: site of double-strand break; nucleus. Bases 159 to 1133 code for a protein of 324 amino acids. The transcript has 7 exons. NCBI's taxonomy places the organism in Eukaryota, Metazoa, Arthropoda, Insecta, Lepidoptera, Sphingidae. The record is from RefSeq and is a predicted model, not a curated record. Gene Ontology annotation, molecular function: protein binding; 3'-5' exonuclease activity; DNA-(apurinic or apyrimidinic site) endonuclease activity.